AUGGGAAAUUCUUUACCUCAAAUAAAUUCUCAACGAACGAUAAGAACAUCUACAAGUGAAUCAGAAUAUUCAACAUUAAAAAAAUCAACUAGUUUACGAGAAUAUAAUCGUAGUACAUCAUUAAUUACUAGUUGUAUAAAUAAUAAUAAUAAUCGAAGAAACAUUUCAAUUUCAAGGCCACGAACAAUAGCCCCAACUGAUGCCGAAAUAAUUGAUAUUCAUGCACUACGUUGUAACACAUCAAAUACAAAUGAAGGUGAAAAGAAGUUAUUGAAACAACUUGACUAUAUUCAUUCAUGUGUACGAAAAGAUAAAGGUUUAUUUGGUAUGAUGACGGAAAAUUUACAAAAUAAACAUAUUUUUUCAAAUGAUGAACCAGAAAAUACACAUGUAUUAGAACAAACACCAGAUGAUUAUAAUAUGGAUUAUGAAUCAAUUUAUUUACAAACACCUGAUGGAGAAUUUAUACAUUCUUAUUGGAUUUAUCAAAUGGGUGAUGUUAAUUCAACCAUGACAGUUUUAUAUUUACAUGGUGCAGGUGGAAAUAUUUCACAUCGACUUGAAGUUCUACGACUUUUCUAUGAAAAUCUUCAUUGUAAUAUUUUAAUUAUUGACUAUCGGGGCUUUGGUAAAAGUUCGGGCUCUCCAACUGAACUUGGCCUUUAUAUUGAUGCUCAGACAGCAUAUGAUUAUUUAAUAUAUAAACAAAAAAUUUUGCCUGAAAAUAUAAUUGUUCUUGGUACAAGUCUUGGUGCAUCUGUUGCUAUUCAACUUGUUAGUGAUCCAUUAAAUCAUGUUAAAUUAGCUAUAUUUGAAAAUGCUUUUAUAUCUGUACCUGAAAUAGCAAAAUAUUUUUUAACCUAUGCUAAAAGUGUUAUUGGUAUAACAAAAUCUAUUGGUUUUAUUUAUUUAUUUGAUUCAUUAACAAAAGUACGUCGUGUUGAAUGUCCAUGUAUGUAUUUAACUGGUUUACUUGAUCCUAUUAUACCACCAUGGAUGUCAAAUACAUUAUAUAAUGAAACACGUUCAUCAAGUAAACGUCAAUUAUAUGAAUUUCCAUUUGGUAAACAUAAUGAUUUACCAAUAAUGAAAGAUUAUUUUGAAAAUAUACAAACAUUUAUUAAUGAAUUAUCAUUAAAAAAAUCUGACAUAGAACAAACGGUGCUUAGAUAA
Messenger RNA from Rotaria sordida, 1173 nucleotides. NCBI's taxonomy places the organism in Eukaryota, Metazoa, Rotifera, Eurotatoria, Philodinida, Philodinidae. The record is from the annotation of a GenBank genome assembly.